AUGUUGAAGGAAGAAGACCCGAUGAUUGAGCUCCUGCGCGAGUGGAUCAUGGCGCCUCUAGACGACGCCACGGAGCUGCGCGGGUCCGUCCUGAACGUCUUUGACUUCAUGAGCGAACUCAUUGCCGAGCACGUCGCUCGUCCCGAGAACAGUCGCUUACGCAAGUUUCUACCGAAACUCACCCAGCUCUUCCUCCCGCUCGACUUGACCACCGCAGCCCUCAAGUACGAUGCCAGCACGCACUUUCUCGCGCGGAAGCGCGUGCCGCCGACGUUUCGAGAGCUCCGGCAUGUCCUGAAUCUGGCUACGACGAACGCAAUUGCUGGGAAGCUGAAGCUCGUGACAUUUGAUGCUGAUGAUACGAUCUACGAAGACGGUGGCAGCAUCCGGCAAACGUCAAGGAUGGUGCAGGUUAUUGUGGAGCUACUGCAGCGAGGGAUUGUCGUGUCCCUUGUCACAGCUGCUGGGUACCCUGGAAACCCUGGCCGCUAUGAACAGCGGCUUCGUGGCAUUUUAGAUGCUCUGGCAGAGCUGUCGAGUGAGGAACGAGCCCGUUUUCUCGUCAUGGGCGGCGAGUGCAAUUAUUUGUUUGAGACGUAUACACACAAGACGUCUGGGGUCGUUGGCUUGCGGGAGAUUCAAGGUGCCGUGUGGAAAGAUGGACGGGGAGAGCGCUGGCCCAAGGACGAAGUCACGGCGCUGCUGGAUGCUGCCGAGACGGUGUUGCAAGACACGGUGCAAGCACUGCACUUAUCGGCACAAAUUCUGAGGAAAGAGCGAGCGAUUGGAAUUAUCAACACGUCGGACAAGCGCAUUCGGUACGAGAAUUUAGAAGAGAUUAGUCUCACGCUCCAGCAUGAGCUGCGUGACUUUCGAGUCCCGUUUUGUGCGUUCAAUGGCGGCAAUGACGUGUGGGUCGACAUUGGGCAUAAGGCAUUGGGCAUCCAAGCGCUGCAGAAGUACGUGUUUCGCUUUUUGCCUACAGAACUGCACGAUAGUGAAGAGCUGCGCAUUAUUCAAGGCCAAGAGUGUCUUCAUGUCGGAGAUCGCUUUACCACGACGGGUAAUGACACCCGAUCACGAGACGCUGCAACGACGAUCUGGGUCUCGAAUCCUCAGGAGACUGUGCGCAUUAUGACGAUUUUGCUACAGACGAUUGACUCGGUGCGCGAGCAGAAGAAGGCGCGAAAAGAAGAGAAAGAGAAGGCGAAGAAGGAAAAGAAGGCCAAAGCGUUCGCAAGUGUCGUAGCUGCGGCAGUGCUCAGCGAUGAAGGAAUCUACAAUUCAUUGGAAGGGAUCGACGCGACUGUCUCGAGUGAUGGCGAAAGCAGUGGCAGCAGUGACGAGCUGGAGACUACAGUCCAGGCAGCAAUUCAAGCUGCGACAACCGCAUCUCUGGUCGAGUAA
Peronospora matthiolae is the source of this 1407-nucleotide messenger RNA. Lineage: Eukaryota; Oomycota; Peronosporomycetes; Peronosporales; Peronosporaceae. The record is from the annotation of a GenBank genome assembly.